Messenger RNA from Cetraspora pellucida, 296 nucleotides. The record is from the annotation of a GenBank genome assembly. NCBI's taxonomy places the organism in Eukaryota, Fungi, Glomeromycota, Glomeromycetes, Diversisporales, Gigasporaceae.
UUGGUAUUGACACCAAAAACUGUAGUAUUACUAACCAUUCUGGGAGAUCAACUUCGAUUACUGCUUUAUUUAGACAAGGGGUUUCUAUAGUAACAAUGAUGGCAAUUACAGACUAUAAAAGUGAGUUCUCUUAUUGGGUUUAUGCAAGACCUUCUGGAAAAGAUAAGGAAGAUGCAUUAUCAAGCUUGAUCAAUAAUAUUGAGCUAUCCUUAAAACAAGUUGAUAACUGUAUUGAAAACUUAACUGCUACUCAAGAUAAUACGCAAGAUAAUCAAGCUAAACUUUUAGAAUCAAAG